Molecule: messenger RNA, 1386 nt
Organism: Mesoplodon densirostris (Blainville's beaked whale)
Lineage: Eukaryota; Metazoa; Chordata; Mammalia; Artiodactyla; Ziphiidae
Gene: ITPKA
Product: inositol-trisphosphate 3-kinase A
Exons: 7
Coding region: 1-1386 (461 amino acids)
Biological process (GO): inositol phosphate biosynthetic process
Cellular component (GO): nucleus; cytoplasm
Molecular function (GO): inositol-1,4,5-trisphosphate 3-kinase activity; inositol tetrakisphosphate kinase activity
Source: RefSeq, a predicted model, not a curated record
AUGACCCUGCCCGGGGGCCCGACGGGCAUGGCGCGACCGGGAGGCGCGGGGCCCUGCAGCCCCGGGCUGGAGCGGGCCCCGCGCCGGAGUGUCGGGGAGCUGCGCCUGCUUUUCGAGGCGCGCUGCGCCGCGGUCGCUGCCGCCGCCGCCGCAGGGGAGCCCCGGGCCCGCGGGGCCAAGCGGCGGGGGAGACAGAUCCCCAACGGGCUUCCGCGAGCUCCCCCUGCCCCGGUGAUCCCGCAGUUGACUGUGACGGCCGAGGAGCCGGACGUGACCCCGGCCAGCCCCGGGCCGCCCAAGCCGGAGGGUGGCUGGCUCCCGGCCGUGGGCUCGUCGCACCUGCAGCAGCCGCGCCGCCUCUCCACCUCGUCGCUCUCCUCCACUGGCUCCUCGUCGCUGCCCGAGGACUCGGAGGACGAUCUUCUGAGCGACAGCGAGAGCCGGAGCCGCGGCAACGUGCAGCUGGAAACGAGCGAGGACGUGGGUCAGAAAAGCCACUGGCAGAAGAUCCGGACCAUGGUGAAUCUGCCCGUCAUGAGCCCUUUCAAGAAGCGCUACGCCUGGGUGCAACUGGCGGGGCACACGGGGAGUUUCAAGGCGGCGGGCAGCAGCGGGCUGAUUCUGAAGCGUAGCUCAGAGCCCGAGCGCUACUGCCUGGCACGGCUCAUGGCGGACGCGCUGCGCGGCUGCGUGCCCGCCUUCCACGGCGUGGUGGAGCGCGACGGCGAGAGCUACCUGCAGUUGCAGGACCUGCUGGACGGCUUCGAUGGGCCCUGCGUGCUUGACUGCAAGAUGGGCGUCAGGACUUACCUGGAAGAGGAGCUGACCAAAGCCCGCGAGCGGCCCAAGCUGCGGAAGGACAUGUACAAGAAGAUGCUGGCCAUAGACCCUGCGGCACCCACCGAGGAGGAGCACGCGCAGCGCGCGGUCACUAAGCCGCGCUACAUGCAGUGGCGAGAAGGCAUCAGCUCCAGUACCACGCUUGGCUUCCGCAUCGAGGGCAUUAAGAAAGCCGACGGCUCCUGCAGCACAGACUUCAAGACCACGCGAAGCCGGGAGCAGGUGAUUCGCGUCUUCGAGGAGUUUGUGCAAGGGGAUGCCGAAGUGCUGAGGAGGUAUCUGAACCGCCUGCAGCAGAUCCGGGACACACUGGAGGUCUCUGAGUUCUUUAGGAAGCACGAGGUGAUCGGCAGCUCGCUCCUCUUUGUGCAUGAUCACUGCCACCGCGCCGGCGUAUGGCUCAUCGACUUCGGCAAGACCACGCCCCUCCCCGACGGCCAGACCCUGGACCACCGGCGGCCCUGGGAGGAGGGCAACCGAGAGGACGGCUACUUGAUGGGGCUGGACAAUCUCAUUGGCAUCCUGGCCAGCCUGGCUGAGAGAUGA